UCUGACUCCGUCUCUCACACCGUCGUCGUCACUUUCAUUUCUUCUUUUCUCUCUCUCUCUCUCUCUCUUCCUUCUGUCAUCGCUGUCUCUGACUUCCCUGUCUUCCUCCUUCUUCCUUUUUGCUUUCCCGUCGUUUUUCUCCGCCGGAUUUAUCUCUCCCCACCACUAUAUUCUCCGGUAGGACAUCCUCUGUUUCUCCGGAGAGGCGAAUUGUUUCCCACAGUAUACUAAAGCAGCACUUGCGAAUCAAAUUUGGCUCCUGGGGGAAAAUUCUGAAGAUCGUGUAGCUUUUUAUAUCAAAGUUUCUGAAUUUUCCAUCUUAGAGAAGCCUCGUUAGAUCUGGGAGGUCAAUUAAGCGGAAAGGGCUGUGCCAUCUUGAAAGUUUUAAGCUUUUCGUUUACGUUUCUCUCUCUCUCUCUCUCUCUCUCUCUCUUGUAACUGGUUCACCGGCUGGUUACGGUUUUUAUUGAUGGUUUCCACGGCGGCUAGGACCUCCGGGGCUUUUGUUUGUAGAUGAUGAACGGCCCGUCGGGUAAGGAUCGACGAGGGUGGUGGUGUUCUGGUGAAUAUCUCACAUGGAAUGGCAGAUCUUGCGACCUACAGUAAUGCUGACCACAACGUCGAGCAGCAGAAAGCUCAAAUCUUGUUACCACAAAGUGAUUAUUAAGCUCUUAGCGAUGGAAGUGAAGUCUAUCACCGGAUUUGAAAUCUUAAUUCGGAGUUAUAGAAUUGAAGAGUCUGGUUCUCUAGUGAACUCUUUAGGCUUGUGGAAAAGACAGGACCUUGACAUUGCAUUGAUUACAUUGAAGAAGGGCACACAACUUUUGAAAUAUGGUCGGAAAGGAAAGCCGAAGUUUUAUCCUUUCAGACUGUCUAGUGAUGAAAAAUCUUUGAUCUGGAUUUCGAGUAGCGGUGAAAAGCGACUGAAGUUAGCUUCUGUAUCUAAAAUCGUACCUGGGCAAAGAACUGCUGUUUUCCAGCGUUAUCUUCGCCCGGAGAAAGAUUACUUAUCCUUCUCUCUCUUAUACAACGGGAAAAAGAAGUCUCUUGACUUGAUUUGUAAGGACAAGGUCGAGGCUGAGAUUUGGAUUGGAGGCCUUAAAACACUAAUAUCGGGUGGGCAAGGCGGUCGUUCAAAAAUUGAUGGCUGGAGUGGCGGAAACCUCUCAGUCGAUGCCAGCAGAGACUUGACGUCGAGCAGUCCAAGCAGCAGUUCUGCGAGCGCUUCACGAGGUCACAGCUCUCCAGGGACUCCUUUUAAUAGCGAUCCGAUUGUUUCUCCCAAGAGUUCUGAGCCUGAGGUUCCUUUAACCGAGUCAGAGAAAUCACAUGUGGCAUUGGAAACCAAAAACAUGCAAACAAAGGUAUCCGGUGGUUCAGAUGGUUUCCGGGUUAGUGUCUCGAGUGCCCAAAGCAGCUCUAGUCACGGCUCUGCAGCAGAUGACUCUGAUGCUCUAGGUGACGUUUAUAUUUGGGGUGAGGUUAUAUGUGACAAUGUCGUCAAGGUAGGGGUUGAUAAGAACGCAAGUUAUCUGACCACAAGAACCGACGUCCUUGUGCCGAAGCCAUUGGAGUCGAAUAUCGUCUUGGAUGUUCAUCAGAUCGCGUGCGGUGUCAGGCAUGCUGCGUUUGUGACAAGGCAAGGUGAGAUUUUCACUUGGGGUGAAGAAUCUGGAGGAAGGUUGGGUCAUGGUAUUGGCAAGGAUGUUUUCCAUCCCCGUCUCGUCGAGUCUCUCACAGCUACUUCAUCUGUUGACUUGGUUGCUUGUGGGGAGUUCCACACUUGCGCUGUUACUCUAGCUGGAGAGCUCUACACUUGGGGUGACGGUACACACAACGUUGGGCUUUUAGGUCAUGGCUCUGAUAUCAGUCACUGGAUACCAAAGAGAAUCGCUGGUUCCCUCGAAGGGCUCCAUGUGGCUUCUGUGAGCUGUGGACCGUGGCACACCGCUCUGAUAACAUCGUACGGGAGGCUUUUCACAUUUGGAGAUGGAACGUUUGGUGUCUUAGGGCACGGUGACAGGGAGACAGUUCAGUAUCCGAGGGAAGUUGAAUCUUUAUCAGGACUGAGAACCAUCGCGGUUUCUUGCGGGGUUUGGCACACCGCUGCUGUUGUCGAGAUCAUUGUCACACAGUCAAACUCUAGCUCCGUGUCGUCUGGAAAACUGUUCACGUGGGGAGAUGGAGACAAGAACCGUCUCGGACACGGGGACAAGGACCCUCGGCUUAAACCGACUUGUGUGCCUGCGCUGAUCGAUUACAAUUUCCACAAGAUUGCAUGUGGACACAGCUUGACAGUAGGUUUGACCACAUCUGGACAAGUCUUCACGAUGGGGAGUACGGUUUAUGGUCAGCUCGGGAACGUACAGACCGACGGGAAGUUGCCGUGUCUGGUGGAGGACAAGCUCGGGAGCGAGUUUGUCGAGGAGAUCUCUUGUGGGGCGUACCACGUGGCGGCCUUAACUUCUAGAAACGAAGUCUACACAUGGGGUAAAGGAGCCAACGGGAGAUUAGGCCAUGGUGAUGUUGAGGAUCGUAAAGUACCAACUCUUGUUGAGGCUUUGAAGGACAGACACGUGAAGUACAUUGCCUGUGGAUCGAAUUACACCGCAGCGAUAUGUCUGCAUAAAUGGGUCUCCGGUGCUGAGCAGUCUCAGUGUUCAACCUGUAGGCUUGCCUUUGGGUUCACACGGAAGAGGCACAACUGCUACAACUGUGGGCUUGUGCACUGCCACUCGUGCAGUUCCAAGAAGGCGUUCCGCGCUGCGUUGGCCCCUAGCGCCGGGAGGCUGUACCGGGUCUGCGACUCUUGUUAUGUGAAGCUCAGCAAAGUCUCUGAGAUAAGCGAUGCUAACAGGAGGAACAACGCCGUGCCUCGUCUCUCAGGGGAGAACAAAGACAGGCUUGAUAAAUCUGAGAUAAGGUUAGCCAAGUUUGGUACAUCCAAUAUGGACUUGAUCAAGCAACUGGAUAGCAAAGCUGCAAAGCAAGGAAAGAAGGCUGACAAUUUCUCUCUCGGCCGCAACUCUCAGCUGCCUUCUCUGCUGCAGCUGAAAGAUGCCGUGCAGUCUAAUAUAGGCGACAUGCGGAGGUCUGCUCCGAAGCUAGCUCCGGCUCCUUCAGCUAUUAGCUCCAGGUCGGUGUCGCCUUUCUCCAGGAGAUGUAGCCCUCCCCGCUCCGCCACUCCUAUGCCUUCAACUUCCGGAAUCUAUUUCCCGGUGGGUAUAGCAGACAAUAUGAGGAAAACCAAUGAGAUCUUGAAUCAGGAGAUCAAUAAGUUACGAACACAGGUUGACACUCUGACUCAAAAGUGUGAACUACAAGAAGUAGAGCUCCAGAAUUCGGUAAAGAAGACUCAGGAGGCCUUAGCAUUGGCAGAGGAGGAAUCUGCUAAAUCAAGAGCCGCGAAAGAGGCUAUAAAGUCGCUCAUAGCGCAGCUCAAGGAUGUAGCAGAGAAGUUGCCUCCUGGUGAGAGCAUUAAACUCGAGCACAACGGUUUCCAUUUCCCUGAAGAAAAUGGUUUCCAUCCUUCAAGGUCGGAAUCGAUGACCUCUUCUAUAUCUUCAGUUGCUCCUUUUGACUUUGCCUUUGCAAAUGCGUCUUGGUCCAAUCUCCAAUCACCAAAGCACACGCCUAGAGCCAGCGACAGAAACAACAACAACAACGCUUAUCCAGCUGAUCCACGGCUAAGCAGCAGCGGGUCAGUGAUCAGUGAGAGACACGAGCCUUUCCAGUUCCAGAACAACAGCGACAAUGGUUCGAGCCAUGUUAACAACAAUACUAGUCAGGUAGAGGCAGAGUGGAUCGAACAGUAUGAGCCAGGCGUGUAUAUAACCCUUGUCGCCCUCCACGAUGGAACUAGAGAUCUAAGAAGAGUCCGCUUCAGCCGAAGAAGAUUCGGAGAACACCAAGCAGAGACAUGGUGGUCGGAGAAUCGGGAAAAAGUGUAUGAGAAAUAUAAUGUGAGAGUGUCGGAGAAAUCAACAGCUUCUCAAACGCAUAGAGACAGAGACGAAGAAGAAGACGUUCCUCAAUAGUAGUCGUAAAAAACAUUUGUAUGAUUUUGCCCCCAUAAUUUUUAGUUUCUCUACGUUUUGCCCGGAAACUCUUCAUAGUUCCUUCACCUUAACUCUUCUUCCUUUUUUUCUUUUCUUUUGUUCUUUCUCUAUCUCGAUUCGAUAUGUGCGAGAUUAAUUUGCAUGUAUGUUGUGUAUAUAUAUAUAAAGACUAUCCCGUUCUCAGAUCACGUUUAAGAACAAAAAAAAAAACAUAUAGUAAGAACAAAUCGUUGGAGUAUUAUUAAGUUUGCCU
Messenger RNA from Thlaspi arvense, 4311 nucleotides. The record is from the annotation of a GenBank genome assembly. Lineage: Eukaryota; Viridiplantae; Streptophyta; Magnoliopsida; Brassicales; Brassicaceae.